Aspergillus oryzae RIB40 is the source of this 1425-nucleotide messenger RNA. RefSeq lists its product as uncharacterized. The record is from RefSeq and is a predicted model, not a curated record. Gene Ontology annotation, molecular function: transmembrane transporter activity. Bases 1 to 1425 code for a protein of 474 amino acids. The transcript is spliced from 3 exons. Lineage: Eukaryota; Fungi; Ascomycota; Eurotiomycetes; Eurotiales; Aspergillaceae. Gene Ontology annotation, biological process: transmembrane transport.
AUGAAUCCACAAUCGAAAGGAUUAGCAGUCGAAGAUUCCUUGGCCACCGACUACCUAUCAGAGCAUCACCUUGAACUCACACUAGAUGGACAUUAUAUCCGCUGGCGCCGUGACAAUCCGAUUCAUCCAAGAAAUUGGCCUGUCUUGCGGAAAUGCUUUGACACUGGUCUCAUCUGCCUUCUGGACUUUGUUCUAUUCCUGCUUGGUCAGGUAAUAGGGUCGAUUGUCUUACCCCCAUGGUCUGAAACAUUCGGUCGCAAAAGACUCUAUCUCAUUAGCAGUGCUCUAAGCUCAGUCUGCUGUGUGGUAGUAGGCGUUCCUCACUCCCUUGCUGCAGUAAUAAUUGGACGCGUGGGGACUGGAAUGCUUGCUGCCAUCCCUUACACUGUUGGUGGAGGCAGUGUCGAAGACAUGUGGUCUUCUCGACCACGGAUAUGGGUGAUGUUCUUGUGGACCAUUGCAUCGAACCUCGGCUUGUGUAUCGGACCUAUCAUGGGCACAUACGUUAGUACAUUGUUGAACUGGAGGUGGCUCUUUUAUAUAUAUGCGAUCAUCAUCGGGCUUAUGAGCGUCCUCUUCACGUUCAUCCGGGAGUCUCGACCAUCUCUUUUGCUUACACGAGAAGUCGAUAAGCUCUGUCGCUACACUGGAAAGCGCUUCCAAGCCUUAAACCAUGAUCACCACCCUGACCUCCGCACCUUUCUUAAGGUUGCUCUAUUCCGACCUGCUAUUCUCUUCCUCCGAGAGCCAUUGGUAUUCAUCAUAUCCAUCAUGAUUGCUUUCGCCUUUUCUCUUCUCUACAUCUUCACAGAAGCACUACAACCGAUUUACCAAACAAUUGGGUUCUCUCACACACAAUCCUCCUUAGCCUUUCUUGCCAUCGCCUGCGGCAUCUGGUUCAGCACUCUCACACGACUCCUCGAUAAUCGAGUCUUCGAUACUCGCCGGCGCAAGAACCUACCGUUCAAGCCCGAAGAUAAAUUGUUAGGCCUUGCUAUCGGUGCUCCGGUGCUGGCGGUCAGUUUGUGGUGGUUCGCCUGGACCAUUCCACCAAAGGCAUCGAAUACACACUGGAUAGUGCCAUCCGUCCCUCUAGCAAUGAUGGGGUACGCGUUGAAUGAAUUCGAUACCGUACUUUAUUGUUACUUAGGGGAUUGCUACCUGAGUUACUCGGCCAGCGCUACAGCUGCGGUGGCUUUCCUCCGCGCCUUGCUAUCCGGGGUAUUUCCAUUGUUUACCAAACAAAUGUUUGAAGGCCUUACGGCAAAUGUGGCUGUUUCAGUUCUUGCUGCUCUGGCAACUGUGUUCUGUAUAGUUCCUCCGCUAUUUAUAUUCUAUGGAGAGCGGAUCCGAGACCGAAGUCCGUUUGCUAAGCAUAGCGUUUUCAUAGCGGGGGAACUUGGAAAUAAGGAAGAGGAUUAUUGA